Miscanthus lutarioriparius is the source of this 372-nucleotide messenger RNA. Lineage: Eukaryota; Viridiplantae; Streptophyta; Magnoliopsida; Poales; Poaceae. The record is from the annotation of a GenBank genome assembly.
AUGUACUUGUCGUCGAACACUCGACUGGAGAGGAGAGCCUUUGGCGGCGCCAUGAACUCCUGCCAUGUCUCCGUGAGCAUCUUCAUUCACAGUAUACGCGAGGUUGCACGCGCCGCUGAAGGCCGUGCUCCACGGCGUGCGCGGACGGACGGUGGGAGCUCUGCGUCGUUCGCGGCCAAGCUCACCGUCGUCCUAUCGCCGACGCCGUGGCGCGACGAGCUCGAUUGGGUGGCGUUUGGCGGCACGUACGACAUCACGUACAUGGUGAAGAUACUCACAGGCGGACGGCCACUGCCGGAGACAUGGCACGAGUUCAUGGUGAAGGCAAAGGCUGAUCGGCUGAGCCACAACCAGGCAAAUCCUAGUAAUUAG